CAUAUCUCUUAAAUUGCAUGUGGCCAAAACUGCACCAGCCUUAAUCACUUAUACUCCAAAACUCAUAAACUCACUGGAUCAUAAUUGAAGGGGCAAGGGCAAAUCCGACAACAUCAUGCUAUCUGUCUUCUACUUCUCACUUCUCCCCCCAUAUCUCCCCUUCAGCUCCACCCUGUUUUCCCACUCCAAUUAUUGUCUCUUCUUCUCAACAUAUUUCAGUACUAACCCCUAAACACACACACACACUCUCUCUCUCUCUCUCUCUCUCUCUCUCAUGGCAAGUGAGCAAGAGAUUUCACAUGGUAAUUACCACGACAGCGACGAUGAAGAAGAGGAGGAGGAGGAGGAGGAGGAAGAGGUGGAGGAAGAAAAUUCGGAGGAGAUGAAAACUCCACGAGGGGGAAGGAGUAGGGGAUGGUCAGUGGGCCGGGUUUUGGACCCGAGGACGACGUGGGUUCAAGAAUGGAACCGGGUAUUCCUCCUGGUGUGCGCCACGGGCCUGUUCUUGGACCCGCUCUUCUUCUACGCGCUGUCCGUGAGCGACACGUGCAUGUGCCUGUUCGUGGACGGGUGGUUCGCGGUCACCGUCACGGUGCUCCGGUGCAUGACGGACGCCCUGCACGUGUGGAACAUGUGUCUCCAGCUCAAGAUGAACAAGCUGUCUUAUGCACCCGUGGGUGGCACCGGCGAAAGCACCCGGUUGCAAACCAAGAGUGCUCGAGCAGUUGCUCUUGGCUACUUGAAGGCCAGAAAGGGUUUCUUUUUGGAUCUCUUUGUUAUCCUACCUCUUCCACAGGUAGUACUAUGGGUAGCCAUUCCAGCUCUGCUGGAGAGGGGAUCAACAACUGCAGUGAUGACGGUGUUGUUGAUAAUGUUUCUCUUCCAGUAUCUCCCCAAGAUUUACCACUCCGUGUGCCUCCUCCGCCGCAUGCAAAACCUCUCCGGUUACAUCUUCGGGACUGUUUGGUGGGGGAUCGCCCUCAACAUGAUUGCUUACUUUGUUGCAUCCCAUGCAGUGGGAGCAUGUUGGUACUUACUGGGAAUCCAGAGGGCAGCAAAAUGCCUACAAAAGCAUUGCAGAGGAACAAAGGGGUGUGGGCUGAGAAUGUUGGCUUGUGAAGAUCCCAUUUACUAUGGAACCACAAGCUUGGUAAGAGACAGAACCAGACUGCUUUGGGGGGAUAACAAGCAAGUAAGAUCUGCCUGCCUGGAGAAUGACGAUAACUUUGAUUUUGGAGCUUAUAAAUGGACAGUUCAACUUGUCACCAACGAAAGCCGAUUGGAGAAGAUCCUCUUUCCCAUCUUCUGGGGCCUCAUGACUCUCAGUACCUUUGGGAAUUUGGAGAGCACGACGGAUUGCCUAGAGGUGGUCUUUAUUAUUAUAGUUCUAACGACUGGACUCCUUUUGGUCACGAUGUUGAUCGGAAAUAUCAAGGUGUUUCUGCAUGCAACUACGUCAAAGAAACAAGCGAUGAAAUUGAAGAUGAGGAACAUAGAGUGGUGGAUGAGGAGGAGACACUUGCCACCGGCGUUCAAGCAGAGGGUGCGGAAUUAUGAGAGGCAGCGGUGGGCUGCGAUGCGCGGAGUGGACGAAUGUGAGAUGAUCAGAAACCUCCCUGAAGGGCUGAGGAGAGAUAUCAAAUACCAUCUCUGCUUAGACUUGGUUAGACAGGUACCUUUAUUCCAACAUAUGGAUAAUCUAGUCCUAGAGAAUAUCUGCGACCGCGUGAAGUCCCUCAUAUUCACAAAGGGAGAAACUAUAACAAGAGAGGGAGACCCAGUUCAGAGAAUGCUGUUUAUAGUGAGGGGUCAUCUUCAAAGCAGCCAAGUACUAAGAGACGGCGUCGAGAGUUGCUGCAUGCUAGGCCCGGGAAACUUCAGCGGAGAUGAACUUCUCUCGUGGUGCCUCAGGAGACCUUUCGUCGAACGGCUACCGCCUUCUUCAUCCUCUCUGGUCACUGUGGGGACCACGGAGGCAUUCGGACUAGAAUCCGAGGAUGUGAAAUAUGUCACUCAACAUUUUAGGUACACAUUUGUGAAUGAGAAAGUGAAGAGGAGCGCAAGAUACUACUCCCCAGGAUGGAGAACAUGGGCUGCGGUGGCGAUCCAGUUGGCUUGGAGGAGGUACAGGCACCGAUUAACGCUCACAUCGUUGUCGUUCAUUAGGCCCAGAAGGCCCUUGUCGCGGUGUUCUUCCCUUGGGGAAGAUAGGCUCAGGCUUUAUACUGCGUUAUUGACUUCACCCAAACCUAAUCAAGAUGAUUUUGAUUUCUGAAAUCAAAGCAGAAGUUUGUAUAAAUACCGCGGAUUAAACUCAUUAAAUUGGAGCUUAAUGAGCUAAAAAACACUUUCUUUGCA
Molecule: messenger RNA, 2358 nt
Organism: Rhododendron vialii
Lineage: Eukaryota; Viridiplantae; Streptophyta; Magnoliopsida; Ericales; Ericaceae
Product: cyclic nucleotide-gated ion channel 4
Exons: 8
Coding region: 275-2275 (666 amino acids)
Source: RefSeq, a predicted model, not a curated record